This is a messenger RNA of Cydia strobilella, 1444 nucleotides long. RefSeq names its product myb-like protein X. Lineage: Eukaryota; Metazoa; Arthropoda; Insecta; Lepidoptera; Tortricidae. The coding region runs from base 52 to 1176 and encodes 374 amino acids. The transcript has 2 exons. The record is from RefSeq and is a predicted model, not a curated record.
GGUCUCACCCUAUCCACAAACAUACCAAACCUUAGCUGUACGUCAUUUGCCAUGAAGUCACAAUUUAGUAUCAUUUUCAUACCUAUAUUAAACGUGGUGUGCUGUUAUCCUUCACCAAGUGAAAGUGGCCAAUACGAAAAAAUAUUCUGUUCUAGUGAAAGUAUAAGCGCUCCUGAAAGUAUUCAGAAGAGCAAUUUUCCUGAGGUUGAAUACCCAACUAAGGUACUAGAUACGAUCGAACCAUACUACUACCGCGAAGGCAACGAUGACAUUCUUGCUCCUUUUAGUAACGAAGUUAAGAACGCAUACAAUUCUCUAACUGUAGAUAGAAAAGUCAAAGAUACACAGUUCAAAUUUCAAAAAUCAAGUAAUAAAUCUAAUGUCGAGAGACCCGAAAGUACCAACAGCGAAGCAAAUGCAGAGGUACUAGAAGCACCCAGAAAUACCAAAAACGAAGCAAAUGUAGAAUUGCCAGAAGUACCAGGUGGUACCAAUAACGAAGAAAAUGAAGACACACUAGUAGAAUCCGAAGAUGCCUACAACGAAGAAAAUGAAGAAAUACUAGCGGAACCCGAAGAGACCAACGGUGAAGAAAAUGAAAAAAUACUAGCGGCACUCGAAGAUACCAACGAUGAAAAAAAUGAAGUAAUACUAGAGGAACCUCAAAAUACUAACGAUGAAGAAAAUGAAGAAAUACUGGCGGAACCUCAAGAUACUAACAAUGAAGAAAAUAAAGAAAUACUAGCGGAACCCGAAGAUACCAACGGUGAAGAAAAUGAAGAAAUACUAGAGGAACCUCAAAAUACUAACAAUGAAGAAAAUGAAGAAAUACUAAAGGAACCUGAGGAUACUAACAAUGAAGAAAAUGAAGAAAUACUAGCGGAACCUGAAGGUAACAACAACGAAGCAAAUGAAGAAAUACUAGCGGAAUCUGAAGAUACCAACAACGAAGCAAAUGAAGCAAAAUAUACUAACAAUGAAGGAAAUGUAGACGGAGCCAAAGAAGCGAUCAGUGAAUUAUGUGCAGAGGGAGUUGAAAAUACCAACAGUUAUUUAGGUAUAGGUGUAGCAGGGUUGGAAGAUAAAAAAGUAGAUAAAUCAUUUAAUCAACUUUGGGAUAUACCUGCAGAUUAUACUAAUACUUCAGUCACUGGAGAUCUUACUUCAGAAACAUAAUGAUAAACAGUGCACCCUAAUUCAGAUAUUGGAGACAAAAGGUCAGUUAUACCUGAUAUCUGACAAUAGAAUCGAAUAUCCGACCACUAAUAAGUGCCAACACUAAGUGAGUGCUAUUCAGUUACUUAAGUGAUAUCACUGAUAUUAUUCCCAAUGUUUAUUUAUGAGUCAACACAAACAUAAGGGAGUAUAUACCUACCUAUAAAGGUAUAAACCUACCUUCGCAGUGCUUUGUACGUCUUUUUAGAAGACUUUUUGCAAUAACAAA